Suillus fuscotomentosus is the source of this 1081-nucleotide messenger RNA. RefSeq lists its product as uncharacterized. The record is from RefSeq and is a predicted model, not a curated record. The coding region runs from base 293 to 1081 and encodes 262 amino acids. The transcript has 5 exons. Lineage: Eukaryota; Fungi; Basidiomycota; Agaricomycetes; Boletales; Suillaceae.
AUUACUUUCGCCUGGAUCGACCAUCAUAAAUAUGGCCUUCGGUAUACUUGACCUUCAAAAAAUCUGCUCGAUAUAUCACUCCCGUUUACGUUGACGCCUCAAGCUUGAGCUCGGAGGAUUGAAUGUACUCGUCAGAAUCGAGUCCCCUAGCUUGGAUUAUCUGUACCUUUUGUUACGGUGGCUAAUAAUUCAGUGACCCGUGCGCAGUUUAGUACGAGCUCGAGUACGUAUUUGCACUGUGCAAGAUACAGUCAACUGCAAACGCCAACGCGCCAUUAGACGACCGACCAUCAUGAUCUCCGAUGGCACCAACAUUUCGUCAGCUUGCAGCUUAACCAACCUCUUCUCUCCACCAGCGCAAUAUAGAGCAAGCUUACCUUGCCGGUUCACUGACGCACCUUUUCACUUAGCUUUCCUGCCUCUUUCCUUCCAUCUAAUUCCGAACCCAGAGCCCGCGCACCUGCAUAAGGAGGCUCACUACCAAUCACCGGGCCCACACCUCGUCACGCCACAUGUGAAGCUGCGCUCGACUGCGCCAUCGACACGGUUGUGCUGUCAGUUGGCAAUGGACGUUGUGUCGAAGGAAUUGGUAGAUAAUGUCACGGCGGUGCGCUGGAGCAUUCAAUAUCAACAGCUUCGUAAUAUCGAUCCAACGUCCUCUACUUCACCGCUACGUCUUCAACGACGGAGGCUCGUGACUGUUUGCACGCUUCUGACACUCGUGUGCACGUGUUCACAUUUGUUCGCGCUCGCGUCUGCACUUGCCUGCGCAUGUUGGUACUUGGGUACGGGUUUUUGCCAGGAUGGCUCCCAGUACCCAGAAUUUACCUGUGCAGAUCGAUUUGCUACCCCGGGUCUUGUGUGGGAUAGAUUUUCUACAACUGUCGUGCAGCUAACACGAAGAGACAGUGCUGCUCGCAGUUCACCAACCAUAAACUUAUGCGAUAAUCGCGUAGACUUUCAGACAGGAUGCGAGCACCAAAAAUGGGCGAUCCAUACCAUUAUCAUGCUUCAAUAUAUCCGUAACCGCAUUGUUUAUGAGGUGUCGUAUAAGAAAAGGGAACAUGCGGUAGCUGACUGA